AUGGCAAGAAUCAUUCAAAGAGAUAAGGAUGGCAGACCGUUUUUCGUGCCUCCACCGCCGCCAGAGACGAAUCCGGAAGAUGAAGAAAGAAAUAUGGAAAUUAAAACUGCGCUCGACAGUCCACUAGAAGAGCUGGCAGCGGAAAUGAAAACCUUCAAACUUGACAUCAACGAGGAGCUCAACCGGAUCUUCAAUCAGUCUUCCACUCUCCAAACAAAACCCGUGGCUUCAAUUAAAAACUAA
This is a messenger RNA of Oikopleura dioica, 243 nucleotides long. The record is from the annotation of a GenBank genome assembly. NCBI's taxonomy places the organism in Eukaryota, Metazoa, Chordata, Appendicularia, Copelata, Oikopleuridae.